GUGUAUGUGUGUGUAAGUGUAUGAGUGUACGCAGAUGGGAAAGCAACUGAGUCAGGGAGGGCUGCCUCUCAUCUCUCCGCUUGUUAUCACCAUCCUUCACUCUCCCUCCUCUCCUCCUCCGCUGCCAUGGAGCUCCAGCAGGCUGAAUCACAACAGCGUCUGCAGAAAGGGCUGAGCAGGUAGUUGUGUGUGCGCGGUGCUCCAUUGGGCCAGUAUGAAGUGUGUGUGUCUGAGAAGGUGGGCGUCGGGCUCUGCUGUCGUGUUCCUUCACACACUGGCCUUAUCCUGGUCAGGUGCAAUUGAGCCCGCCCCCAAAAUUGAUGGAAGGCACCGGAAGGCUGUGACGCUGCAGGAGAACAAGACACACUGGUUCAACUGCCAAUCAGACGGCUGGGAUCCCCGUGCCCCUCCCUUGCUAACGUGGUACCUGAACGGGGAGCGGCAGAGAGAGCCUCCACCCAGCCGGGGGCGCCUGGUGAUGCCGUCGCAUGAAGAUUCUGAGGUCAUGAGACCAAGAACCCAUCGCAACAGCACCUUCUCUUUGCGGGCCAGGAAGUGGGACAGGGAGCUGGUGUGUGUCGCGUCAAACCCCAGGACAGGGGAGAGCUACAACGCCACGGUCUCACUCAAUGUCCAGUUUCAGCCAGAGAUCCUCAGGCUGAGCGCACAAUACACUGAGACCUCAGACCCUGGUCUCUCCCUGGUCCUCUUCGCCAUGGUGCGCUCCAACCCACCUGCCACCAUCACCUUCGUGGACCCGUCUGGCCAGCUGGUGGCCAACACCUCUGACUUCCUCAUCCUGGAUUCGCGAAGCUACCCCUGGCUGACCAAUCACACGCUGAAGGUCACGCUCAGUAACCUAUCAGGGAAUAUCUCGCUGAAUGUCAGCAACAGUGUGGGGACGGUGCAGAGCAACCUCACGCUGGCAGAGUUCCUGCAGUCCCGUGUGGAGGUGCCCAUGCUGGGAAUAGUGACCGGGGGAGCCAUGGCCUUUAUGGCCCUCCUCAUCCUCAGUCUGAUUGUUCUCUGCCUCAUGCAAAAAAACAAGACCAAGUCAUUUGAUGAGCCAGUGGAGAUUCUGAUGACCAAGAAAAGCGAGUCAGCCAAUCUGAAGAUAGAGAAAGCUGAUAAGACGUACAUCCCCAGAGAGAACAUGUCUCUGCCUUCCAACAUGCAGCUCAACGACCUCAACACUCUGAGAAAAGCUCGAGAGGCUGCCCAGCAGAACAGUGUGGGAGAGAAGAAGAAAGAGGAAGAGGAGGAGGAAGAUCUGUCUUUAGCCUACGCCGCCAGAGGUUUUGCCAGAUAUCCGAUGGUCGGCUACAUCUAUAAGGUGAACAGCACAAGCAGCGAGGAGAUCUGGCUCUGACUGACCUCAAAGUUACACACAAACACACUGUACAUGCAUGCAUGACUACGUCCAACAGUGCAGCUGUCCAAGAGGAAACCCAGAGCAACUGCCAGUCAGUCAUUCAACCAAUCAUCAGUCACCUUCAAGCUGGACCAGUAUGACCAGAUCCCAGUAACUGUCCUGUGUCUAUCUGGGACGCAUACAAUAUCGACACCGUUUCUCAAGUUCCUCCAGAAACUUGAAUCUCUCUUCACAAAACUGUCAAUGUUUGUCUCUCUGAGUCAAGUGCUCCGGUCUAUGCACCCCUGACGUGUUGUCUCAAUGAUGCAAAGUACAAACUCAACAUAUAAACGCUCAUAUUCUGUGUGUUUUGACAUGAAAGCCUCCUGUAACCACUUGCUCAUGAUGUCCUCCUCCCCUGUUGCAUUACUGGAAUGCAUUAAUUGUUCUAUGCUAACACCAGAAUGUCUAAGAUUACGUACUGUACGUGAGAUUUUAACCUUUUGACCAGUAAUAUCCAAAUAAGAUGGUGCAUAAUUAUGGAGUGCGUAUUUGUAUAUGGACAUGUAACAUGUCAUGUAUGUAUAUUUGUAUGCAUAUGUAUAUGUGUAUAAAAGAGGAUGUCUAAUAAAGAUGAUA
This is a messenger RNA of Epinephelus moara (kelp grouper), 1990 nucleotides long. RefSeq names its product transmembrane protein 25. The record is from RefSeq and is a predicted model, not a curated record. Bases 215 to 1369 code for a protein of 384 amino acids. Gene Ontology annotation, biological process: negative regulation of excitatory postsynaptic potential. Lineage: Eukaryota; Metazoa; Chordata; Actinopteri; Perciformes; Serranidae. The transcript has 9 exons.